AUGCCGGGGAGCGCACGGGGCAGGACGGGGUCUGGGCAGCGUUCUAGCGCUGCUGGAGUCACAGGGCAUGACGGACCCGGGUCACCUCUCUCAAGGGGCUCAGAGUGGAGCCAGGAGAAACCUCCCCCCCUCCCGCCCCCAAAGCAUCUGGGAGGAAUCGGAGCUGGGAUGUGACAGAGACACAGGGUAACGAGCGGUUAGAGACGGGAGGCUGACACCAGCCGAGGGGACGCUCGGGGACUGAAGGGCAACAAAUUCAUACGGGGCAACAGAAACACUUUCUGCACAUGGUGCACCAUCGGCCUGCGGAACUCACAGCCACAAGGUAUCUCGGCAGCCCCCAGCUCAGCAGGGCUCAGGCAAGGAUCGGCCAUUCCUGGGGAGCAGGAGGCCUGCCAGGCACGUCAGAGAGGAGGGGAACGGGAGGGACACGAGAUGAGCCCGCCCCAGCUGAGGGGUUGGGGGAACUCCCCCAUGGACAAGCUGUUCCACAGGGGGUUUCCUGCCCCUCCCUCUGAGGCAGCUGGUGCUGGGCCCUGGCAAUGCCAGGAGACCAGGCUCGAUGGGCCCGUGGGCUGAGCCGGUUGGAGAUUCCUACAUCCCAGCCCACGCUGGCUCAUGGCCCCUCUUCCUUGCCCUCCCCCCCUCCGUGCCCUCUUGCAGACGGGCUCUUUGUGACCGAUUACUUCACCCGCACGCCGCGCAAGCUCAGCCCCUUCCGCUCCUUCGCCAGCAUCGAGCUCUUCCACUUCCGCAUCCCGGAGGACACCCUGGUCGCCGUCUGGAACCUCAUCACCUUCAAGGAGCAGGGCGGCACUUUCGGGGACCGGUGCCCGGACCGCAGCGUCACCGUGUAUUUCCGCUCCGGGGCUCCCCCCGUCAUCGCCCCCCUCCAUACCCACUUUCCCCGGGACACGGCCAUCCCCAGCUCCUUCACUCUCACCCUCACCUGGAGCCUGCCAAACCGCACCACCGGCGUCUUCAACAUCACCAGCCCACUGCCCGGAGACUGGUUCCUGGCCGCCCACCUGCCCAAGGAUGAGGGCAAGAUCUCCGUCAAGGUGAGGGGCCAGCAGGGAAAGGUUAAUGGCCACGCCCCCGACACCAGAGGCAAGAAUGAGCCAAUGCCCUGCAGGGUGUUAGAGCUGCCCCAGGCCGGUGCAGGGCAAGGCCCCUGUUGCUCUGACUGGGAGAGGGGCAGGGGGUUCCCCAUUGCUCUGUCUGGGGGAGUGUGACGUUGCUGCCCGUGGGAGCCAGCUGAGGUCA
Molecule: messenger RNA, 1266 nt
Organism: Chrysemys picta bellii (western painted turtle)
Lineage: Eukaryota; Metazoa; Chordata; Testudines; Emydidae
Source: RefSeq, a predicted model, not a curated record